This is a messenger RNA of Triticum aestivum (bread wheat), 498 nucleotides long. RefSeq lists its product as uncharacterized. The record is from RefSeq and is a predicted model, not a curated record. Bases 1 to 498 code for a protein of 165 amino acids. The transcript is spliced from 3 exons. Lineage: Eukaryota; Viridiplantae; Streptophyta; Magnoliopsida; Poales; Poaceae.
AUGCCACCGCCAAAUACGUCCGUCCCGUGGGUGACGGUUAGGUUUUCCUCGGGCGAUCAGGAGAAUGCCAGGGAUGGUGGAAUCAGGAAGAAACUCUCUUAUGAGAAUACGUCAAAUGUAACAAGUCAUAGAGGGAGUGAAGUAGUGGUUGCAGAGGCGGGCAAAGCAGAUACGGUCAUGACUGAAAAAGAAAAAGUAGCUAGUGGGGCGAAGGAGGGAGAGGUGUGUGUGGGAGAGGGGAGAAGUGAGGGGCUGGUCCAUAGUUCACAAAAGGAGGAGCAGGUAAAGAAGCAAAUGUCCAGAUUUAAGAGGAGGAAAAGGGAGGAGGGGAUAGGUAACCAGCAGGGUCUUGGUGUGGUCGUAGGAGAGAAGAGGCAAGGGAUGGACAUGGAUGUUGUCGAGGAGGAGGAAGAUAGUCAGAAGAGGGCUCGAACAGAGGAGAAGAUGACUCAAAACCAUGAGGCGGGGCUGUCGGAACAGCUCCGCAAGCAGAAAUGA